GACAGUUCGCGGCGUGUCCUGUAAGAUUUCUCCAAUAGAAAUAUGGGCGGCGUUGUAGUACUAACGGUAGUCAACUGUCUAAGUUAACGAAAGCGGGAGAUCUUUUGUUAUACGUUGUCAAGUUUUCGACACAUGUAUUUCGCUAAGGGCAGAUGGGUGAUGCUGAAAUGGAUUCCUGACUUCGCUUAGAACAGAUACCGAAUAUAGUAAAAAUGAAAGAAUAUGAUGAUUUGCCAUGAAAAUUAUGAUACACCAUAAAAGCGAUGAUAUGCCGGAGAAACAAUGAAAUUGACAUGCCAUGGUUCGUUCUAAUGUAGGAGCGAAAGUCGGGUUGCAUCAUUCGACUCGGUUCUGCUGUGAUAGAGCUUAGCUGACACCGUUGUUGUCGUCAUCCUUCGCGUAUACUGUCUGAAAGAGAUUCGAAUUCGAAAAUGCAAUAGACUCAUAUGUUUAUCAUGGCAUACGGUGUAUUAGUGACUGGAUGACGGUAUUACACGCGAAGGCUUUUGUCUAACUCUUUCAGCGUUAGUGCCAGUUAAUAAUUGUUGGUCAAUGGGCGUCAACCUGCCUCAUGGCUAGUGACAAUUACUGAGUGGUGGCUUGCAAUGGGUAGUUUAGCUUAGACAUAUAACAAAAUUAUUGAAACGAUUGCAGCUCUUCUCGUUGGUUCAUGGCCACCUGCAAAAUGUACCGGUAUUUGCACCUGUAGUUCGUGACUGGAAUUUCUCCGAGACAAAGUACAUGUUACAAAACGUUCUAAGCGUGUCCGUAUUACGGUUGGAGCCUGUAUAGCAGAUGUGUCUAUAUAUGCUAAUGUGUAUAGAGUGUUCCCGUUAAAUAUCGACGUGCGGAUUGCAGGACUGCAUUGAUUGUAGGUCACGAUCGAAUUUCACGUCAAACCGUCGCAGCAUGUUACUUGUUCAGUGAUACUAUCUACCGAAAUUGUAGGGCAGUUGAUUGAAGGUCGACUUGAGCUGUGUUCUUCCACAACAAUCUUUACUCAGAAAACUUUCGCUGUAGAACUAGACUAAGCUUAGGAUAAACGCCUUACAAUGAGGUUCGACAGUAGGUUAAACUUGCUUUACGAUCUUCAACGGGGCUGCAUAUCAGCAGCGACCUUUAGCAGAACUCAGAUGGCUGGCAAAAUCGCUGAACUUUGUCUGUCAAAAAGCUUAGACGUUGAACGGUGCCAUCGCUCUCCGGUGAAUACGCUCCAUCUUGAUCCUGUGGAGGGCAGGUACUUGUUAUCGGCCGGUGCUUCAGGCCAGAUUUUCAUUCAUGACACGCACGAAGUCGAUCCAACCGAGCAUUCCAAUGGUGGAACGCUAAAGGUCGUGUGCCGGAUCGACAAAAGCAAUAGGCAUUGUCACGAGUUCAGUGUGGAGAGUAUACAAUGGUGGCCACUGGACACAGGCGUUUUCGCUUCAUCGGGUAUGGAUCGUAAUUUUAAACUGUGGGAUACCAACCGUUUGAGGCCGGUCUUAGUACAGAAGAUGGAGCGGCGAAUUUAUCGCCACCAUGUGUCAUCGCUCAAUUCACAGAUGGUCCUUUUUGCUACCGAGUAUCCAUAUGCGCAGAUCAUGGAUCUGCGGGUCGGAACGAAGAUCCAUCAACUGUCCGGUGCCCAUCGAGGCACAUUGCUCACAGUGGCCUGGUCGCCCACCUGUGAGAACAUAUGUGUUACCGGUGGUAGCGACGGCAAAUGUGUACUGUGGGACAUUCGCUACUCGAGAGGCCAUUUGACAGCACUCGACGUGCAUAGCGAUGGCAAAGGAAGGGGUGCCCAUCGAAAAGCACACGACGGACGCCUCGUCUCGCUAAAGUUCACUCCAGAUGGCACUGGACUGGUGACUUUCGGUGAGGACAACGCCGUUCGGUUAUGGGACGUAGCGUUGGCGAAGAAUCGUCAGAUCAACUUCGGUCGCGUGAAGUGUCACGCACUGAAAGGUGUCAAGAUUGCAAUGACCACGGACACUUCACCGCCGAUGGUGAUUGUUCCAUCGGAUCAACUUGUGAAAAUAUUUGAUCUUACCAGCGGUUUGAAACUCAUAGAUCUGACCGGCCACUUCAAUUCGGUGAACGCUGUGGAAUACUGUUCAUUCAGCAACAGACUGUAUUCGGCUGGCAGUGAUCGUAAUAUACUGCUGUGGACUUCGACGGAUUUGUUGGAUGAAGAAGCCAAUCAGAAGGGGUACAUCCAACAAGAGGAAUCCGGAGUAGCUACCAGAAAGCCUAGGCAGGGUCUAUCUGUUGUCACACAAGAUAACUGGAGUAGCGACGAGGAUGACAACGGACCCAUGAGAUAGUAUACUCUAAUCAAUUAG
This is a messenger RNA of Varroa destructor (honeybee mite), 2324 nucleotides long. RefSeq names its product DNA excision repair protein ERCC-8-like. NCBI's taxonomy places the organism in Eukaryota, Metazoa, Arthropoda, Arachnida, Mesostigmata, Varroidae. Gene Ontology annotation, biological process: protein polyubiquitination; transcription-coupled nucleotide-excision repair; proteasome-mediated ubiquitin-dependent protein catabolic process. The record is from RefSeq and is a predicted model, not a curated record. Gene Ontology annotation, molecular function: protein binding. Gene Ontology annotation, cellular component: Cul4A-RING E3 ubiquitin ligase complex; nucleotide-excision repair complex.